AUGGCUAGGAAGCGCAAGACAGCAGCUGACGCUGACACCGACGUCCCGCGGGACCUCAAUGAGAUCCCGUACAUCGCCUGGAUCAACAAGCAGAUUGCGGCGAGGCGCAAGCCCGCCGGCCCGCUGCCUGAAGGAUUACCGUCUCCUGGAGCCACCUCGUACGAAGCGUCGUGUGACAUGCCCACGCGCGGGCGUCGGGACGCCGUCAGGGCUGCGUCCUCGCGCGUCGUCGACAACUACGCGCAUGACAACGACGACGAUGACGACAGCGACUACAAUGAGUACGCUGUCGGCACCGACGACGAGGCGGACUCAGGGGAGGAGCCGGACAAGGGAAUGUCCGACUCUGAAGACGACGGCGAGGGCGACAAGUCCGAGGAUGAUGCUGACGCACCGGAAGAAACUCAGCCCGCAGCUCCGACCACGCGUGCCAGCCGUGCUAAACCCGCAGCCCGUGUUGCCACCGCCUCUAAGGGUGGCAAACCUCUGCGCCGCGCUCCAAAGACCCGCAACCAGAUACCUGGCUCCCAGUAUUGGGCGCGCCUUGUGGCUCACCUGGAGAAGGAGAACCUGGGGUGGGUUCGUGGCGUCAACGCCAUCCAGAAACAGUGGCGCAACCUCGUCCAGGUCUACAAGCAGCCGAAGAAGGCGGAAAAGGCGUCGGGCAAGGGUACAGUGUGCAAGCCCCCGUGGUUCUCGUACAUGGAGCUGUUCCAGAACAUCAGGGCCGUCGCCAACCCGCAUGCAGUGGCAGCCGGCGGUGCAACGAACGUUAACGCGCCGUGCAGCUUCACGGUGCCUUCUACGUCGGCGCCACUACCCCCUCCUCCGCAGUGCACCUCGCCCUCCAAGCGCCCGCGCGUAGCGGAGACGGCCACGAAGCUCUUCUGUGAGACGAUCAAGGGCUGCUACGAUGACGCGAUGUGCAAGCUUGAAGGGCUUGUCCGCGCCUGGAUGUAG
This is a messenger RNA of Closterium sp. NIES-65, 960 nucleotides long. Lineage: Eukaryota; Viridiplantae; Streptophyta; Zygnematophyceae; Desmidiales; Closteriaceae. The record is from the annotation of a GenBank genome assembly.